AUGCACAACCAGGAUCUCGGUCAAGUCUUGACAAGCGCAGAUUUCAUUCACGAGAAUUCACAGCAUGUCUUCAUUCCUUCGUCAGGCAUCGAGUCAGCCGCCAAAGUGGUUUUUGAAAAUAUGAAGACACGCGAGUACAGUACGAAAACAUGGAAGAUGCACCCACUUAACCCUAAAGUUGCCAACGAAAGCGCCAUUAACUGGAUUUUCCUGGUUGAUCUGCUGAAUUUCUCGUUCUGGAGUGAGCGUGACCCUGACGACAAGUCCGUGCCAAAUCCCGCUCGAUAUGCCGUAGAGUACCAAGGCGUCAAGUACACUGGCUACUGGGCAUUAUGCGCUUGCAUCAAUCGAGCGUGUCAGGAAGGAUACCCCAUUCUUAAGCCACAAUGGUGGGCAAAGGACGCUUCAGACGAUGUGCUGUUGCAUGUGUUUCGAUCGGAUACGGAAGAGCAAAUGCCUAUGGUCAAGGAGAGGAUUAGGGUUAUGAGAGAAGAUGGUGGUGCCUUGUUGAAGUACUAUGAUGGCACUUUUAUCAAUUGCAUCAAGGAAGCCAAUGGCUCGGCCAUGAAAUUAUUACAAAUUAUUACCCGACAUUUUAAAUCUUUCAACGACGAACACACCUUCCAUCUUCGAAAAGUGCAAAUAUUUAAGCGAGCGCAGAUUCUCAUAGCGGACAUUUGGGCUUGCUUCGACGGUCAAGGGCUGGGGUAUUUCGAGGAUAUCGAUCAAAUAACCAUGUUUGCAGAUUACAGAGUGCCACAGGCAUUGUAUCAUCUAGGCUGCCUGGAGUAUUCCAAAGACCUCAUUCAAAAACUCAGAGACCAUCAAAACUUUCCUUCCGGUUGCAGUGAAGAGGUGGAAAUCCGGGGAAACUCCAUCUGGGCUGUGGAAUUGCUCCGACAACGUAUCCAGCAUAUGAUAGACGAGCAAAAUUCCGAUAUGAAAGUGAAUGCUAUUUUACUAGAUUUUUACAUUUGGGAUUAUGCCAAAGAGAUCCAAGGCACUGUAGACAUCCCCACUCAUAGAACUCGCAGCGUUUAUUAUUAA
This is a messenger RNA of Umbelopsis ramanniana AG, 1047 nucleotides long. RefSeq lists its product as uncharacterized. NCBI's taxonomy places the organism in Eukaryota, Fungi, Mucoromycota, Umbelopsidomycetes, Umbelopsidales, Umbelopsidaceae. The coding region runs from base 1 to 1047 and encodes 348 amino acids. The transcript is spliced from 10 exons. The record is from RefSeq and is a predicted model, not a curated record.